Manihot esculenta (cassava) is the source of this 681-nucleotide messenger RNA. Its product is annotated as zinc finger Ran-binding domain-containing protein 2. The transcript has 4 exons. The coding region runs from base 102 to 482 and encodes 126 amino acids. Gene Ontology annotation, molecular function: mRNA binding. Lineage: Eukaryota; Viridiplantae; Streptophyta; Magnoliopsida; Malpighiales; Euphorbiaceae. Gene Ontology annotation, cellular component: cytoplasm. The record is from RefSeq and is a predicted model, not a curated record.
UAACAAGUAUAUAUAUAAGGCUAUCCAACCCAACCUUACCAUAUAAACACCAGCACUUACAGGAUCAAUUCUGCAAGCCUUUCAGCAGGUUAAUCAGGAAGAUGAGCUGGACAGGAGGAGACUGGAUGUGUCCAGCUUGCCAACACAUAAAUUUCAAGAAAAGAGAAGCCUGCCAACAUUGCAGCUACCCCAAGUAUGGUGGCCCUGAUCCAGCCACGUUCAUAUACAAGCGGCCAGGGGACUGGUAUUGCACUGCCGUGAACUGUGGAUCACAUAACUACGCUAGUAGAUCAAGCUGCUAUAGAUGUGGUGCAACGAAGAAUGAUUAUGGUUACAUGUACUGCUCUGAUGGCAGUGUUCCUCCUGGAUGGAAAAAUGGUGAUUGGAUUUGCCGCAGAGUGGGAUGUGGAGAACAUAACUAUGCUAGCAGAACAGAAUGUUACAAAUGCAAAACACCAAAGGAUUAUGGUAGUGGAGUUUAAAUUGAACCAAGAUAAUGCAAAUUAAAAAGACCAGAUUUCUUGCCUUUUAUUUGCAGAAGAUUAAUAAUCAAGAACUUUUGGAAUUGCCCUUAAUUAGUGAAGAGCUAGCAUAGCCAUGUAUUAGAAUUUGGAAGGGUUUCUGACUUUGUGUACGAUUAUUGCUGUUUCUUACAUGAAGCUUAAAGAAUCCUUUCUCUUC